Triticum aestivum (bread wheat) is the source of this 804-nucleotide messenger RNA. RefSeq lists its product as uncharacterized. The transcript has 2 exons. The record is from RefSeq and is a predicted model, not a curated record. Gene Ontology annotation, molecular function: lipid binding. Bases 10 to 483 code for a protein of 157 amino acids. NCBI's taxonomy places the organism in Eukaryota, Viridiplantae, Streptophyta, Magnoliopsida, Poales, Poaceae. Gene Ontology annotation, biological process: lipid transport.
CACACACGAAUGCACACUCGCUCGCUCACAUCUCUACAUACAUCCAGCAAUCCCAGCACAGGUGCAACCCAACCACGCAUGGCGCCUGCCUGCCACCUAUCGGCUGCCGCCGUCGUCGUGGCGCUCCUCCUGCUCGCCGGCGGCCGGGGCGCCGAGGCGGGGGCGGACACGAGCGACUGCCGCGUCGCGCAGAUCGCGUUCGGCGAAUGCACCGACUACAUCACCAGCUUCGAGGACGGCCCGGUCCUGGUCUUCCCCCAGCCCCGCUGCUGCAAGGGGCUCCGCACCAUCAGCGACUUGGCAACCACCAGUACCAGGGAACAGCGGCGGGAGCUCUGCGAGUGCGUGCGCUCGGUCAUGGUCGCCGCCGGCAACCUGAACCCCCGCCACGUCGAGAUGCUCCGCUACGGUGCCGGGUGCGCCUUCAGGGCCGACUUCCUCCCAUCCCCCUCCUCCAACUACAGCUGCUCCCGGAUCUGGUGAACUGAAUAACAAAUCAUUCCACGACCCAAACAAAGGGAAUCCAAUACGAGAAGACACGAAAAGCUUGCGGGACUCGAACUACUUUCAUUUCCCUUUCUUUUGCGAUGAGCUGGGAAGAAGAAUGAUUUGUCUUUUCAGUUAUACUUUAGCAAAAUAAAUAAAUCAUCGCAAGCUAUGUAAAGUCAUGAACUGUUUAAGCUAGUGGUUGAUGCCAACUUGACUUCACUUUUGGUUUGGUGGAAGAGAGUAUAUACUAUAUCACUUAAAUGUUAUGGCCAUAUAACGAUUCAGAUAUCCCCGCAAAAAAAAAGGUUUAAAAAG